AUGCCUCCUCCAAAGAGAGGACGUGAACCGCUCCGGCCAGCCCUUCCGGCCAGCCUCCUCAAGGAGGUCGGCAGCAAGCCCACCUCAGACUCCCGCAGGCCGUCGCAAACUCAAACCCGAAAGGACCGGCGGAAAGCCGAGAGGACCCAGAAGCGCCAUCGCGAUGCUUCCAAACCCAAGCACAAGCCUGCUGCUGUUGCUGCUGUUGGCAGUGGCGGUAGGCGUCGGCGUGGUUCGAGUGAAUCUCUUCCACACAAGCCUCUGGCCAUGAAGAAAGCUCCUGAAUCCAGCAAGCCAGCUGCUCCAGUGUCGGAUGAGGAGGGCGAUGAGGAAGAGGAUGAGGAUGAUGAUGAUGACUUCGGCGGCUUUUCGGAGGAGCUCUCGGAUGAGGAAGAGGAGCCCCGCAACUCGCUCCCGUCAAGGGCAACCAAGGACAGGCUGGCUGAAGAUGAUGCAGAAAUUGCAGAUCUCGAGAGGAAAUUGGGUAUCAAGCAACGAAAAACUUUGCCCAAAUCGUUUCAUGAGGAUGGCCUUGACGAGGUUCUGGGUGAGUUGGCUGAUCAAGACGACGACGAGGCCCUGGUUGCGAAAAGAAAGAGGAAGGCCGAGGCAGAUGAAUGGCUGGCACAGAAAAGGAGAAAGGCCACACAGCAGCCUGCAGAUGACAGCGACGAGGGGAGUGACGACGACUCCUCCUCUCUGGCCGGUCUCGAGCAUGGGAGCGACUUGGACGAUAGUGAUGAAUUUGACGAUGACGGGGAUGUCUUCGAUUCAGAGCACGAGGCGGAAGAGGCGCCCGCGCGGAGACGUGAGAACCCGUACGUGGCUCCAGUGCCAGCAACACCGGCCGCGCAGAAGUACGUCCCUCCGGCGCGGCGUCAGGAGAGCGGCUCGGACGCAGAGCUCUUAUCCCGCAUCAGGAGGCAAGCCCAGGGGCUCAUCAACCGUCUCACCGAAUCAAAUUUGAUUGCGAUCCUCGGCGACAUAGAAAAGCUUUACCGGGAAAACCCACGGCAGCAUGUCACAUCCGUGCUGACCGACCUUAUUCUGGUCCAGAUCUGCGAGCCUACCAGCCUGCCAGAUACUUUGUUGAUCCUACAUGCCGGAUUCGCGACUGCAGUCUACAAAGUCAUUGGACCGGAUGUGGGAGCCCAGCUGGUACAACAGACGGCCGAGAGGUUCCACCUUUACUACGCCCAGGUCCCUGGGGAUGCGUCACGGGACGUCUCGAAACACACCUCCAACCUCAUCACAUUCCUGGCGGAAAUGUACAAUUUCCAGCUCAUUGGGUGCAACUUGAUUUUUGACUAUAUCCGACUCCUACUGGACCAUCUGACCGAGCUCAACGCCGAGCUCCUCUUGAGGAUCGUUCGAAUGGCAGGGCAGAACCUGCGACAGGAUGACCCAUUGGCGCUCAAAGACAUUGUGGCCCUGAUCCGACCGGCGGUCAACAAGGUCGGCGAAGCGAACCUCUCUGUCCGAACCAAGUUCAUGAUCGAGAGCAUCAAUGAUUUGAAGAACAACAGGGUCAAAGUGGGGGCGAGUGCGUCGGCUGUGAACCAGGACCACACAACGCGCAUGAAGAAGCUACUGGGCUCGCUCAACGCGAGGAAGCUCAAAGCAACGGAGCCCCUGCGCAUCGGCCUGAGGGACAUGGAAGAAUCGGACAAGCGAGGCAAAUGGUGGCUUGUCGGAGCGAGCUGGGCGGGCCGGGACGGUGCCGCAGGGAAACAGGACAAGAAUGACGGGGCCAAGGGAAGAGCGGGGGCCAGUGGCGAGGAGGAGGAGGAGGACGACGACUCGGAGAGCACCACGCUUGACAGUGACGAGGAAAUGGUGCCGGACCUGCAGGCGCUUGCGAGGGAGCAGAACAUGAACACGGACGUGCGUCGAUCGAUAUUCAUAGCCGUCAUGUCAGCGAGUGACUACGAGGACGCGUAUGGGCGGGUGAUGAAACUACGGCUCAGGAAGGACAGACAGAAGGAAGUGGCAUAUGUGGUGAUGCAGUGCGCGGGAGCAGAGCAGCAGUACAACCCUUAUUACGGGCUGGUGGCGCGCAGGCUGUGUGGAGACGGGAGGAUCAGGUUCGCGUUCCAGGACAGCCUCUGGAAGCUGUUCCGACGGCUGGGUGAGUCGAUAUUCGGCGAGGAUGCCGAGGAGGAGGAGGACGACGACGAGGAGGACGGCGAGGACGGCCGGGGAGAGGGCGAGGCGAGGGAGGCGCGGCGCAUCUUCAGCGUGGCCAAGAUGUUUGGGUUCCUUGUGGCCAACGGGGCGCAGGGGCUGGGGGUGCUGAAGUGCCUCAACCUGCCGUAUCUGAGGGCCAAGACGCGAGACUUUGUCGAGGUGAUGCUCAUCACACUGUUCCAGGAGCUCAAGGCGGCGGGCGGCUCGGCCACAAAGGUGUUUGCGGCGGUGGCUGACAUGGCGGAGCUCUCCAAGGGGCUGCAGUGGUUCCUGAGGAAGAGGGUGCGCAAGUCGGACCUGCUCACCAGCAAAAAGGAAAAGAGGCAGGUGAAGCAAGGCUGUGACGAGGCCAUGACUGCGCUCGCCGCCCAUGAGGAGCGCGCAGGUGGGGGCAAUUAA
Messenger RNA from Diaporthe amygdali, 2586 nucleotides. RefSeq lists its product as uncharacterized. The transcript has a single exon. Gene Ontology annotation, cellular component: nucleolus. Gene Ontology annotation, biological process: ribosomal small subunit biogenesis. The record is from RefSeq and is a predicted model, not a curated record. The coding region runs from base 1 to 2586 and encodes 861 amino acids. Gene Ontology annotation, molecular function: protein binding; RNA binding. NCBI's taxonomy places the organism in Eukaryota, Fungi, Ascomycota, Sordariomycetes, Diaporthales, Diaporthaceae.